AUAAAAAGUACACAUACAGUUCAUACAAUAAUCUUAUGAAUGUAAAAGAAGGGGGAACAAUGUCUGCUUCUGGUCCCAUCAGCAACUACUAUGUGGACUCUCUGAUCAGCCAUGAGAGUGAAGACCUCUUGGCUUCUAGGUUCCCCACCACUGGGGCUCACCCAGCCACUGCAAGACCCACAGGAUUAGUCCCGGACUGUGGAGAUUUUCCUUCCUGCAGUUUUGCCCCUAAACCUGCAGUUUUUACCACCUCUUGGGGUCCUGUGCACUCCCAAUCCUCAGUGGUCUACCACCCCUACAGCCACCACCAGGCUCACUUGGGGGCAGAUGCAAGAUAUAUGCGCACUUGGUUGGAGCCCAUCUCAGGGACGGUCUCAUUCCCAGGAUUCCCAGCCAGCAGCAGGCACUAUGGACUCAAGCCUGACACCUUCCCCAGCAGAAGGGAUUGUGGCCCCAGCGAUGGCCGCAGCUACCCGGAUUAUAUGUAUGGAUCUCCUGGGGACCUGAGGGACAGGCCACCCCUGCACACCAUCCCUUCUCCGGAGUCAGAGGCUCUCCUUUCUAGCAAACACAAAGAGGACAAGACGGAAUUGGACCCCAAUAACCCAGUGGCAAACUGGAUCCAUGCACGGUCAACCAGGAAGAAAAGGUGCCCUUAUACAAAAUAUCAGACUCUAGAACUUGAAAAGGAAUUUUUAUUUAACAUGUAUCUAACGAGAGACCGGCGGUAUGAAGUGGCCAGAGUCCUAAAUCUUACCGAACGCCAAGUUAAAAUCUGGUUUCAAAACAGAAGGAUGAAAAUGAAGAAAAUGAACAAAGAAAAAACCGACAAAGAACAGCCCUAGAGAAUAACAGAUAUUAUUAAUAUGAAUAACCUCAAUAUCACAGAUACGUGAAGAAGAAGAAAAAAAACAAACAUUUUUUUGCCUAAAAAAAAAAAAAAAAAAUACGUAAUAAAAAUAAACUUUAUAUGACUAUGAAUGUGGAGAUCGGUGUUUAGAAUAGAUAAACACAGAGGCAUUUUGAAAGCACAUGCUUUUAGAAAAUGCAAAAAUGUUCCCUCUUUUUUUCUUUCAAGAAAGAAAAAAAAAACCGAGAAAGUACUUGAAUAUUUUUUUUAGUAUUUUAUUUUAUAACUUAUACAUAACCAGUGUUAAUUUUUAUUUUAAAAGUUUGUGAGUGCAUAUUUUGUAUAAAUCAAAUCGGAAUAACAGUAUGUUUUGUUAUAGUCUUUGAAGUCCGUUGGAUGUACAUAUUUGUGUAUUCUCUAUUCUUGUCACAAAAGAAGCGUUCUGUAUUGUUCUGUUUUGCUUGUAGAAAAAAAAAAGAUGUGUAA
This is a messenger RNA of Pelobates fuscus (common spadefoot toad), 1336 nucleotides long. It is a transcript of the gene HOXC9, whose product is annotated as homeobox C9. Gene Ontology annotation, biological process: embryonic skeletal system morphogenesis; regulation of transcription by RNA polymerase II; anterior/posterior pattern specification. Gene Ontology annotation, cellular component: nucleus. The coding region runs from base 36 to 845 and encodes 269 amino acids. NCBI's taxonomy places the organism in Eukaryota, Metazoa, Chordata, Amphibia, Anura, Pelobatidae. Gene Ontology annotation, molecular function: DNA-binding transcription factor activity, RNA polymerase II-specific; RNA polymerase II cis-regulatory region sequence-specific DNA binding. The transcript is spliced from 2 exons. The record is from RefSeq and is a predicted model, not a curated record.